AAAGUCAAGUCAGUAAUUAAAUGGUGCAAUAACAAAGAAAGAUUAAAAAAUAAAUAAAUAUUAAGUGAAGGCAACUCGCAUGGCAGAUUGGCAGGUCGAUUAUUGGAACAUCCAGAUGGACCAGAUCUGAGGUUGAGCUCAUCACUCAUACUCAUACACAGGCAUACAAUAGUAGUAAUUUAGUUUAGUAAAGUACAGAGGGUGUUGUUAGAGAUGGCAGCAGUAGCAUCUAACCGGAAAAUAUCAGCAGCAUCAGCCAGGGCCCACACCAGGAAAUCACAUAACACACCUUCUACUUUUCAACUUUCUUCAGGAUUGCUCAAAAAAUCACUACUGGUCCUUAUUGUGGGAUUUUUGGCCUGGGGUUAUCAAGCAACUAAACCACCUCCACCUAAGAUAUGUGGCUCACCAGAUGGCCCUGCUGUCACGGCAUCUAGAAUUCAACUCAAGGAUGGUAGACAUUUGGCCUACAAUGAAUAUGGUGUUUCUAAAGAUAUUGCUAAAUAUAAAAUAGUGUACGUCCAUGGGUUCGAUUCUUGCAGAUAUGAUGCUGUUUCUGCCAUAACCCUUACUCAGGAUGUCAUUGAAGACUUGGGGAUCUACAUUGUUUCAUUUGAUCGUCCUGGCUAUGGAGAGAGUGAUCCUAAUCCAAAUCAAACAGUGAAGAGUGUAUCUUUGGAUAUAGAAGAGCUUGCUGAUCAGUUAGGUCUUGGAUUGAAAUUUUAUGUGAUUGGAUUUUCAAUGGGUGGAGAACUUGUUUGGUCUUGCCUCAAGUAUAUCCCUCACAGGUUAGCAGGAGCAACACUUAUAGCUCCAGCAAUUAACUACUGGUGGCCUGGAUUCCCCUCAAAUCUAUCCAGUGAAGCAUUCAGCCAGCAAUUUCCUGAGGACCAGUGGUCACUGCGAGUUGCUCACCACGUCCCGUGGCUUACAUAUUGGUGGAACACCCAGAAAUGGUUUCCAUCUCUUACUCUUAUAGCUCAGAGCCCUGCUGUUCUUUCUCGCCAAGACUUGGAACUUGUGCCUGUGUUUUCUACACCAAAAAGAAAAGAAUAUGAGGCACAGGUAAGACAACAAGGAGAAUAUGAGUCCCUCCACCGUGAUUUGAUCAUUGGUUUUGGAACCUGGGAAUUUGAUCCUAUGGAGCUAAAAAAUCCAUUUCCAAGCAAAGAAGUGGCUGUGCACCUAUGGCACGGAGAUGAAGAUAUGGUUGUUCCUGUCAAACUGCAACGAUACAUUGCCCAAAGGCUACCUUGGAUUCAUUAUCAUGAAGUUGCAGGGUCUGGCCACAUGUUCCCUUUUCUAAGUGGAAUGGGCAAUGCCAUCAUCAAGGCACUUUUGAUUGGAGAAAACACCAUUUCAUAGAAUAAGUUGGGUUUUUGAAAUAUUGUGGUAAAUUUACAUGUAAUAGGUUUGAAGGGCCAAGGUAGCAGCAAUAUAAGGAACACGUUUAUUUUUAUUAAGAACACUAUUUUUCAACAAAUCAAUGUGGGUCUUUUGUACUUGA
Daucus carota subsp. sativus is the source of this 1507-nucleotide messenger RNA. RefSeq lists its product as uncharacterized. Lineage: Eukaryota; Viridiplantae; Streptophyta; Magnoliopsida; Apiales; Apiaceae. The record is from RefSeq and is a predicted model, not a curated record. The coding region runs from base 214 to 1365 and encodes 383 amino acids. The transcript has 5 exons.